Messenger RNA from Carassius auratus (goldfish), 2575 nucleotides. Its product is annotated as tyrosine-protein kinase Blk. The record is from RefSeq and is a predicted model, not a curated record. Gene Ontology annotation, biological process: protein phosphorylation. Lineage: Eukaryota; Metazoa; Chordata; Actinopteri; Cypriniformes; Cyprinidae. Gene Ontology annotation, molecular function: ATP binding; protein binding; protein tyrosine kinase activity. The coding region runs from base 481 to 1947 and encodes 488 amino acids. The transcript is spliced from 15 exons.
UAUGAAGUUGUCUACAGUUUCAGUGUCUGACAUCACAUGCUCAUCAAAUGCGUGCUUUACUUAAGGCAUUUGCACAGUUUUUGAAUUAAGCUCUGACAGAGGAAAGAGAGGGAGGGGUAUGCUAAAUAAACAUCUCUAUUUAUCUCUUUCAACUAAUGCGGUCUCUCAGGGCAUAUACCAGGCCUCACAUGCAGAUUGGGUGUGUGCCUGCAGUAGAUGGGCUGCCUGUGUAUCUUCAUAUGUGUGUGUAAGAGAAAAAAUACUUUCGUGAUUUAGUUCAUAAAUUAAGUACCUGAAUUUUGAUUAUUAAAUAUAUUUAAGCAUGCUUAAAGGACACACAAAAUUUAAUAUUUCCAUCCAAUGGAAUCUGUUUUCAUAAGGCACCCAAUAUGAUGCCUUUCUGGACCUUUCUGGGUUUCUUCUGGACUGUUACUGGACUCCGAGCAGAGAACUGGGGAGACUGACAGCCGUGAAUAUAGGAUGGGUUGUGCUUGUAGUGACGAGAAACAUCGCAAAGACUCUAAAGGGCAUGAACAUAAUAAUUCAUCAAACUCUAACAACUUUCAUUUGUCAAGAGAUCACAGGAAGCAGAGCAACAGUCUAGAUGAAGAUAUAGUCAUUGCUCAAUUUGACUUCCAGCCUGUUAGUGAUAAUGAUCUACAGUUCAAAAAAGGAGACAGACUUAAGAUUAUUAAAGAGACUGGUGAAUGGUGGUUGGCGAAGUCCUUGGUCACUGGUUGUGAGGGAUAUAUUCCGUCUACAUAUGUGGCAAGAGCACAGACGAUGGAGGUGGAGAGAUGGUUUUUAAAGGACAUGAGUCGGAGAGACACAGAGCGUCUUCUGCUGGCACCGGGAAACAAACCUGGAGCAUUUCUUGUGAGAGAAAGUGAAACAACCAAAGGUGCUUUCUCUCUGUCUAUAAGAGACUCCACCCCAGAGCAUGGUGAUGUUGUCAAGCAUUAUAAGAUCCGAGGCCUUGAUAACGGUGGUUUCUACAUCUCUCCCUCCACAACCUUUUCUUCUCUUCAGGAACUAGUCAAAUAUUACUCCAGGACCGCAGAUGGUUUAUGUCAGAAGCUUGGAAGUCCGUGUAAAACCGCUGCCCCUCAGAGACCCUGGGCUCAAGAUGAGUGGGAGAUUCCCAGAGAGACUCUGAAAAUGGUGAAAAAACUGGGUGCCGGUCAGUUUGGAGAAGUGUGGAUGGGGUACUACAAAAACUCCCAGAAAGUUGCCAUCAAGACUUUAAAGGAAGGCACCAUGGAGCCAGAGGCUUUCCUUCAGGAGGCUAAUCUGAUGAAGAAGCUCCAGCACGAGAGACUGGUCAAACUGCACGCUGUAGUCACCAAAGAACCCAUAUAUAUUGUCACAGAAUACAUGGCUAAUGGAAGCUUAUUAGACUUUCUGAAGACGGAAGAUGGCCACCAAUUAAAACUUCCCAAGCUGAUUGAUAUGGCUGCACAAAUUGCAGAGGGAAUGGCUUUCAUAGAAAGGAAAAAUUACAUUCACAGAGACCUGCGUGCGGCUAAUAUUCUAGUCUCUGAGACCCUGCACUGUAAAAUAGCAGACUUUGGCCUUGCCAGGAUCAUAGAAUCUGAAUACACUGCACAAGAAGGUGCAAAGUUCCCUAUUAAAUGGACGGCCCCUGAGGCCAUCAACUUCGGUACUUUCACCAUCAAGUCAGACGUGUGGUCCUUUGGAGUUCUUUUGACAGAGAUUGUCACGUACGGCAGAGUGCCGUAUCCAGGCAUGACGAAUCCAGAGGUGAUCCGUAAUCUUGACAGGGAUUACAGGAUGCCGUGUCCAGAUGGAUGUCCAGAGGAGCUUUAUGACAUCAUGCUGAAGUGCUGGAGGGAUAGGCCAGAGGACAGGCCCACCUUUGACCACCUGCAGGACAUACUCAAUGACUUUUUCAUUGCUACAGAGGGCCAGUACGAGAUGCAACCAUGACCUCAAUGCAGAACCAAUAGAUGAACUGAAAAGGGGAUGCACGAAAACAUAUGGAAUGAUAGGAUGGACUAAACUCCAGAUCAAAAUAUGGAUUAUGGGGAAUAUACUAAAGCAACAAUAAUGAAUCCCUGUAUAUCAGUAAAACAUUUUUUUUUACAUUUACUGUAUGCCAGCUUUGUCAAGAUUUUUUUCUUAGAUUUGUUUUAUCUUGUGGGCUUCUUAGGGUAUUUCAUUAUUUUUUUAAAGGUGAGUGUGCACUUUUUUCCGAUAAGUUACUUUCUUCUAUCACCGCUGUAAGUAUGCAGACAAAUGUAAAUAUGACGUUUGUUUGAUUCCCCUGAAAGACUGUGGCUCUGUUUGUUUGAGCAUUUGACCAGCCCAGCCUAAACAAUGGUACGAGAUUGGGGCGGAGCUAUCAUUUUAUCCAACCAAUUGGAAGACUGGGGGAGUGUUUUACCAGUCAUUAUUUAUGCAGUUAAUUUUGAUUAUUUUAUUCACAGAAAUUAAACACUUUAACUCUCUGAUAAAUCGGUUUUUAACAGUGAGUAAACAAAAUCCUCUUAUAUUUCAGUUGGAAAUUUAAAAGCAUGCACAGAUAUUAAACAUUAUUUCUGCACAUACCUAUGAA